Oncorhynchus tshawytscha (Chinook salmon) is the source of this 3148-nucleotide messenger RNA. It is a transcript of the gene fastkd2, whose product is annotated as FAST kinase domains 2. Gene Ontology annotation, biological process: mitochondrial RNA processing; regulation of mitochondrial mRNA stability. Gene Ontology annotation, cellular component: ribonucleoprotein granule; mitochondrial matrix. Gene Ontology annotation, molecular function: RNA binding. The record is from RefSeq and is a predicted model, not a curated record. The transcript has 12 exons. The coding region runs from base 240 to 2243 and encodes 667 amino acids. Lineage: Eukaryota; Metazoa; Chordata; Actinopteri; Salmoniformes; Salmonidae.
UUCCAAACAAAUUAUGGCUAUAAAUAUUUAAAAUAUCAAAGAACUAAAACUUAACAUGAUGUAACGUCGUUUUGUAAUGGAUGACGAAGGACCCAUUAUGGUUGCACACACAGACAACUGGCAUGUGAAAGUCAUGUGAAAUGGAUUGGACAACAUAGCUAAGGCCAGGAUGAUAGCUUCCAUAUUGCAUUUUUAAACCACUACCCAGUGGACUGGUAUCUGUGCAACUAAACAACACAAUGACAGCCCGUACUGCAGAGGUGCUGCUCGGGUGGGCCCUGCGGAUAUGCAACCACCGACGUCCAUGGCAACACCGUGGCCCUCAGAUGUUGAUGAUAGAGAGCUUUGACAGAGGACUGUCUCAUAUCUGGAGCACAGGACCAAGUCAUAGACCGUUGGCUGGACUAGCUGUAUACAAAGUGAGGUAUUAUUCUCAGGGUAAAACAUAUGGGCAGGACGUGGUCGAAAGAAAGCAAGGCAACUCCAUACAGACUCAGAGCUCUGGAACCUGGUCUUCACCAAGUCGGACAUCCCCGGACCAGCCAGCCAAAAGGGUGCCGUUUUACGACCAGCUGAGAGAGUGCGGUUCCCCCUCGGAUGUGCUCGACCUGGCCGGCCAGUACACAGCCACACACCGGCGGGUGAGCAACUGCCUGACGCGCUGCUGGGAGUCCACCAAGAAGAUGUCAGAGGAGCAGCGACGCUACGAACUGCGCAUUAUGUUCGAGCACGCUGGCUUCGAGGAGCUCCUCCAGAGGACCAUGCAGGACGCGCGGCACAUGCGCAGCGAGGACCUAGCCUACAGCCUGCUGGCCACAGUCAAGCUGGGCGUGUCGCAGAGCAGCCGCGUGGUCCAGACCCUCCUCCGAGUCUGCCAGGAGAACCUCAAUGAGUUUGAUGAGAAGUCCCUGUCAGUGCUGGCUUCCUGUCUGGAACACCUGGAGAGCAGCCCCAAUGGGGACGCACUGAAGGAGGGAGUCAGGCUAAUGAUCGAGGCUCUACUGCCGAGGAUCCAGAACGUCAUGUCCCUUCAGACCUUGAUGCGCCACAUGGGCCGGGACACCCCGGUGGACAUCAAGAAAAAACUGGAGAGAAAGGCCCUGUCAUUAGCAGACCAGUUCACUCUUCCGAACUCCCAGUAUAUGAUCACUACGCUGGCCUCUAUGGGCUUCUGCUCCAAGCCACUGUUGGCCGUCUGCAGCAGGAAGAUUGCAGAGCACGUCCACGGAGUCCCCUUCCACCGCCUGGUGAGUGUGCUGAGGGCCUAUAAGGAGCUGCACUCCAGAGACGUGGCCCUGUUCACCGCCAUCUCUGACUACGUGGCCUCCAGCAUCACCAUGUGGAACAACAAACAGUUGAUUCUCUUCCUGUCUGCGUUUGAGGAUCUAGCUUUCUGCCCCACGGCCAUGUUGGACGCCUUCGCAGAGAGAGUGACUAAGAACCCGGACGCCCUGGGGCUCAAAGACGUCCUCAGCGUUUUGAAGACCUACUCGUCCCUAAACCACAACCUACAGAGCUACAGAGAGCCGUUCCUGGAGGGCGUGACCCACGUGGUGGUGUCCUACCUUCCCAAGAUGGCUGCCUCCGAGCUGCUGAAGGUGGUCUACUGCCUGUGUCUGCUGGGCCACUUUCCUGCCGCCCCACUGGAACAGCUGCUGCAGAAGGAGACACUGGAGGAGAUCAGUGCCAGAGGUGGGCGGCUACAGAAGGGGAUGGAAAAAAAGCUGCAGAUAGUGGACCUGUGCCUCAGGCUGGACCGACCUUCUCUCCCUAAGCCCUUGACCAUCCCUCCCGAGGCUCUGGGCUCUCCAGCCCCUAAUGACCUGUCCAUUAACCCAGGGCUGUCUAUGACCCUGCAGAGCAUCGCCCAGGAAGGGCUGCUACAGGAGGGUGUGAUGGUUGAAGACCUAUACUUCAUAGAUGGUGUGAUAACCCAACCCAGAUCUCUACAAGAAGCCACAGGAGGGAGGGCACCAUCUGAGGGCGAGUUUCCGCCACCUGAGCACAGUCAAAGAAUUGCAGUAUUCUGCGCAUCCCUGUCCUCUUUCUGUUAUGGUACCUCCCGUCCCCGUGGAAACCUGGCUAUCAAGUUGCGUCAUCUGACGGUCCUAGGAUACACCCCAGUCGUGGUGUUGGAGCACGAGCUGGACAAUCUGUCCGAAGAGGAGAGAACAGAGCUCCUCAAAACACGGAUCUUUCCAGAACAGGAGAGACCUGCUAACGUCGAACAGAUGACAGACUGACGGACACAGAGAGAGCGGGAACAUGGCUCGUUCAGUCAAGAAAACCCCGACCUGGUUCUGUGGUCAGUCUGGUCACGAUCCUGUUCCGGUCCUGUCAUUCGUUACACAGGAACUGCUGGUAUACUGAAUUGACUACAUGAAGACUUGUCGAAAAUAUCUGUGUGCGAGUGUCUGGACUUAACAGUUCACUGCGUAAUGUCUCACUAUUUAACUAGAAAGUAAAUGGGAACAAACUCCCAUCUGUCAUUGCUCCUCAUAUUUUUGAGGGAAUCUGUGUUGGAGCGUAAGUGUUCCAGUUUAUGUUUAAGUAAGUUCAAUCCUGUUGAAGUAACUUAAAGUUAAGUAACACAACUUUAAGCAUCUUAAUACCUCUCAUGGGUUAUUCCUAAAUAGUCUAAGUUCAUAUCCUCGCCUCCUCUCCUUCAUCUGCACUGACCUGAAGGAACUGACCAGCCUGACCAGAGGAAGGAAAGGGGACGAGGAGAAGAAGCUACUGUAGACUAUUGAGACAGAGAGCCAUGUUUCUACUGGGUUUGUGUGUCUCAUUUAGAAUACGUCACUUGAGGUGACUGUGGAUUUGCCAAAAGUGAGGCCCAAUCCUAAAUGGACCCCUAGACCCUGUGCACUUGUGGAGAUCGGAUAUGAUUUGAUGGGUUUAAGCAAUACGGUGAAACUUCAACCUAGCCUAACAGAGGGCCAGUUGGAAUUAAUUGCUUAUACCCGUUAAAUCCUCUUACAUCUCCGGAAGUGCAUAGGGUGAGUGUCUAGGGGUUGAUUUGGGAUUGGACCUGAAAUUGUUCAGAUUGAUGCCAUGUCAUUGAAAUGUGUUGAGUAGAGGUGGUUAUGGGAACUGAUGUUGUAACAACGAAAGGGUUUAUAAUCACGACUGUCACUUAUGCUGAAAA